AUGCCAGUUGAAAGACGAUCUUUGAGGUCCAACAGCAAGGGUGAUACCUCUUCAUCGACCAACGGCGAAAAAGCUCGUUCUAAUUCGAAUUCUACCUCGGGCAAAGAUAAAGCUGCCCCGACAACCCGCUCGGCGGCGAAUAAGGCUAAAUCUGCUCCGGCCAAGAAGACCGUCACAGGAAAGGGUGCCAGCGCCUCGAACAGCAACAACAAUAGCACCAUGAGUGGUGACCAGCCGCAGCGAAAUGGCACAGACCCAGUAGAGAACGGUGCUAACCGCGCCGAAGACGUGGAGAUGGAAGAGGAUACGCCAGGUGGGCCUACAUCGUCCAUCCAAACCAGCAGGGAGCAUGAUGGUGACCAGAUGACUGUUGUAGUGCCCCCAGCAAAGGGUGCCAGACUAUCUGGCCAGGAUAACAAGAAAGACAAAGAGGAAGACGUGGCCAUGGAAGGCUCAGACGAGAAGGAUGCUCAGGCAGAAGAGCCAGAGAUCGACCCCAGGGCGAAGGCUGUACAAGAUAUCCGAAACAACUUUGGUCUUUUGGAGCGUGCUGUUACGCACUUCGACUCUCGGUUUACCCUUCGGGUCCUGCGAUCAAUAUCCUCCAUGCGCAGAUAUAUCUCGCCCGACGUCCUUGCCGAAGUUAUUGUUGAUACUUAUGCUAGCUCAAACCCGACCGCAGCCUUUUUACUAGAGGCCAUUGGAAAGUCGGAUGCUUUUGAAGCUGCCUCAUCGAAGAUGGAUGUAGAUUCGGAUAAACCCAAAGCGUUCCGUGAAAUUUUGCCAGAAGUCGAUACUUAUCUCUCAAUCCUCGUUCAGAUUUACUUUUACGACCAGAAAGAAACUCAGCUUGGCGCCGACUUUUCGAGCAAAUUGGUUGAGCGAUUGCGGUUAUUGAACCGUCGAACUCUGGACUCUUUGAUCGCACGCGUGUAUUUUUACUUCUCCCUCUUCUAUGAACAACUGGCUCCCUUACCUCCGUCCUCUUCUGCUGCCGUCAUUCAGAUACGCAGGCCUUUGCUUGCUGCGCUUCGCACCGCCGUGCUCCGCAAGGAUGUUGAUAUCCAGGCGACCGUAAUCACGCUUUUACUGCGCAACUACUUGUCCACAUCACACAUCGCUCAGGCCGAUCUUUUGAUUGCCCACAACGAAUUUCCAGCCGCGGCAUCGAACAACCAAAUUGCUCGGUACCUCUACUACCUGGGUCGCAUCCGUGCCAUUCAACUGCGAUAUAGUGAAGCGCACGACCAUUUAACUGGAGCUACCCGUAAAUCACCGACCAGUCAUAGCGCUGGCGGGUUCUACCAGGUGUCCAUGAAGCUCUUGGUCAUCGUGGAUUUGCUCAUGGGCGAUAUCCCCGACCGUUCGAUUUUCCGCCAGCCGCCUCUGGAAAAAGCGCUGCACCCUUACUUCCUCCUUGUGCGUGCUGUUAGCACAGGUGAUCUUGAUGUAUUCUUGAACAUUGUCGAUACUCAUGGUGCAACUUUCCGAAAAGACGGAACCUAUACUCUGAUAUUGCGACUACGGCAAAAUGUCAUCAAGACUGGCAUUCGUGUCAUGUCAAUUGCCUACUCGCGGAUAUCACUGCGCGACAUCUGCCUUCGGCUCGGUCUGCAUAGUGAGGAGUCUGCGGAAUAUAUUGUCGCCAAAGCUAUUCGGGAUGGCGUUAUCGACGCUACCUUGGAUCACGAGCAGGGUUUCAUGAAGAGCAAGGACGCGGGUGAUAUCUAUUUGACAAGCGAGCCAGGUGAGGCAUUCCACGCUCGUAUUCAGGCUUGCUUAAGUCUCCAUGAUGAGAGCGUUAAGGCUAUGCGUUUCCCCAUGAAUCAACAUCGACUGGAAUUGAAGAACGCACAGGAAGCGCGAGAACGGGAGCGAGAACUUGUCAAAGAAAUCCAGGAAGGUGAUAUGGAUGAAGACGAUGCUGGCGGUGACUUUGAUGGCAUUUAA
This is a messenger RNA of Talaromyces atroroseus, 1950 nucleotides long. RefSeq lists its product as hypothetical. The record is from RefSeq and is a predicted model, not a curated record. Gene Ontology annotation, cellular component: proteasome complex; proteasome regulatory particle, lid subcomplex. The transcript is spliced from 3 exons. NCBI's taxonomy places the organism in Eukaryota, Fungi, Ascomycota, Eurotiomycetes, Eurotiales, Trichocomaceae. Bases 1 to 1950 code for a protein of 649 amino acids. Gene Ontology annotation, molecular function: enzyme regulator activity. Gene Ontology annotation, biological process: ubiquitin-dependent protein catabolic process; regulation of protein catabolic process.